Vicia faba (fava bean) is the source of this 474-nucleotide messenger RNA. The record is from the annotation of a GenBank genome assembly. NCBI's taxonomy places the organism in Eukaryota, Viridiplantae, Streptophyta, Magnoliopsida, Fabales, Fabaceae.
AUGGAUUCAAUGAUUGAAACACAAAACAAGUCCAUAGUUGAAAUUCUCUACAAAGCUUUAUUAGGCCAAGGAGCAAUGGAAUUCCAAAUGGUAGCAAAAUUGCUAGCAAGUGAUCUUGAGUAUUGGUUCCAUGGUCCACCAAAAUGUCAACACAUGAUGAAGGUGUUAACUGGCGAAAUCGAUCACAAAAAAGGGUUCAAAUUUGAGCCAAGAAGUGUGACAUCAAUUGGUGAUUGUGUUAUAGUUGAAGGUUGGGAAGGACAAGCCUAUUGGGUUCAUGUUUGGACGUUGAAAAAUGGGUUGAUUACGCAAUUUAGAGAGUAUUUUAAUACAUGGCUUGUUGUGAGAGAUUUGAGGCCAUUGAGAUGGGAAGAAGAUCAUCAUCAUAAGCAUGAUAGUAUGAUGACAUUGUGGAGAAGUCAACCUCGUGAUCUUUAUCGCAGGUCUCUUCCUGGACUUGUGUUAGCUAUUUAG